UCUUCUUCUUUUGAAAGGAGAGAAAAACACGCCCGCAUUCGACUUCUUUGCCCUCCCCACCAAACUUCUCUUUGACCGUCCGCGAACGGAUCAGCAGCCCACAUGUCUGUUUCUUGAGAGAGGAGAAAACUGCAGCGACAACUUUGCAAGGCGCCUCUGAUCCGCGUUUCUCUCUCUCUCUCUCUUUCAAGUUUCUGAGAACCAGGUCAAUCCCGUUUGCAAACUUUUGGGUGGUCCUGCUCGUUUUUAAAUGCUGUUUUAGGAGACCCUGCUCCUGCUGAUUUCCAAUCCCUCCCCACCCUCCUCUUCCCUCGCCCCUCUCUCUCCUCCAUUUUCAUCGCCCCCCCCCAUCUUUGCUUUGCCGCUUUCUCGCAUGAAUCUCCUCGACCCCUUCAUGAAGAUGACAGAAGAGCAGGAGAAAUGUCUGUCCGGCGCCCCCAGCCCCACCAUGUCGGACGACUCCGCCGGCUCGCCUUGCCCUUCGGGCUCCGGAUCGGACACCGAGAACACCCGACCGCAGGAAAACACCUUCCCCAAGAACGACCCGGACUUGAAGAAGGAGAGCGACGAGGACAAGUUCCCGGUGUGCAUCCGCGAGGCCGUGAGCCAGGUGCUGAAGGGCUACGACUGGACGCUGGUGCCCAUGCCGGUGCGGGUGAACGGCUCCAGCAAGAACAAGCCCCACGUCAAGCGGCCCAUGAACGCCUUCAUGGUCUGGGCGCAGGCGGCCCGCAGGAAGCUGGCCGACCAGUACCCCCACCUGCACAACGCCGAGCUCAGCAAGACCCUGGGCAAACUCUGGAGGUUACUGAAUGAGAGUGAGAAACGUCCAUUUGUGGAGGAGGCUGAGAGGCUUAGGGUGCAGCACAAAAAAGACCAUCCCGACUAUAAGUACCAGCCCCGGAGAAGAAAAUCAGUCAAGAAUGGGCAGGCUGAGCAGGAGGAAGGGUCUGAGCAAACCCACAUCUCUCCGAACGCCAUCUUCAAGGCCUUGCAGGCAGAUUCACCCCAGUCUUCGUCUAGCAUGAGUGAAGUGCACUCCCCUGGGGAGCAUUCCGGCCAAUCUCAAGGGCCACCCACCCCUCCUACAACCCCUAAAACAGAUGUCCAACCUGGAAAGCAGGACCUGAAGCGAGAAGGACGCCCCCUGCCAGAAGGAGGGAGGCAGCCGCCCCACAUUGACUUCCGAGACGUGGACAUUGGGGAGCUCAGCAGUGAUGUCAUCUCCAACAUUGAGACCUUUGAUGUCAAUGAGUUUGACCAGUAUCUCCCACCCAAUGGCCACCCAGGUGUUCCAGUCACCCAUGGCCAACCUGGCCAAGUCACUUAUACUGGCAGCUAUGGAAUCAGCAGCACAACAGCCACGCCAGCAGGUACUGGUCACGUCUGGAUGUCUAAGCAACAGCCACCAUCUCAGCAGCCACCGUCCCAAGCUCAGCAGCAAGCAUCACAGCAACAGCAGCAUACACUAACCACCCUGAGUAGUGAACAGGGGCAACCUCAGCAGAGGACACACAUCAAAACUGAGCAGCUCAGUCCCAGCCAUUACACUGAGCAGCAGCAGCAUUCUCCUCAGCAGAUCAGCUACACUUCCUUCAACCUCCAGCACUACAGUUCCUCCUACCCAACUAUCACUCGUUCCCAGUAUGACUACACAGACCACCAGAACUCCAACUCCUACUACAGCCAUGCAGCCAGCCAGAGUUCCAGUCUCUAUUCAACAUUCACCUACAUGAACCCCACCCAGAGGCCAAUGUACACACCGAUUGCAGAUACUACAGGGGUGCCUUCCAUUCCUCAGACCCACAGCCCACAACACUGGGAACAGCCUGUCUACACACAACUCACAAGGCCAUAAGGCUCUGAAAGAUGGCCAAACGUCCUCAGACUUACAAAAGACAUUUAAGCUAAAAGUGAAUGAAUUGGGGGGGGGGGGAAAUCCCAGAAUGCCUUGUGCACUGCAGCAUCUUUUUGAAAGUAGCCAGACCAUUUUUUUUCCUCAGUAAGCAAACAAUGGACUUAAAACUUUAAUUUGAAGAUGAUUUUGUUUUUC
Gekko japonicus is the source of this 2053-nucleotide messenger RNA. RefSeq names its product SRY-box 9 (gene SOX9). Gene Ontology annotation, molecular function: RNA polymerase II cis-regulatory region sequence-specific DNA binding; DNA-binding transcription factor activity, RNA polymerase II-specific. Gene Ontology annotation, biological process: negative regulation of transcription by RNA polymerase II; heart development; morphogenesis of an epithelium. Gene Ontology annotation, cellular component: nucleus. The transcript is spliced from 3 exons. Lineage: Eukaryota; Metazoa; Chordata; Lepidosauria; Squamata; Gekkonidae. The record is from RefSeq and is a predicted model, not a curated record. The coding region runs from base 374 to 1858 and encodes 494 amino acids.